AUGGGUAGAGUGCUCGACAGAUAUCCGCUCGAAAUUGUCGAGGUGGUUCUAGAGGCUACCGUUACCUUGAAGAUCCGUCGCAUGAUGGGCGCGGUGCUCAAAGCACGCUUUUCAGUCUUCCCAGCAUCCUUAUCCGAGGCCCAAACUGUUGCUGAAACUGACUCGACUAUGGCCACCGAGGAAAUGCGUUCGUCUGGACUGAACCGAGCCGCCGCGGCAGUACGUUCCUUGCUUGCCAGCGCCGAAAAUGUGCAUUCCUGGUCCCAUGCCUGCCUUGAACAUCUGAUACGAAAAUCUAUGGAGCUAAGGCCCUCUACACUCAUCAAAAAUGGGUCCGGCUAUACACGCCGGGAGGAAUUCGAAAACGCCGAGUUUCUCAAGAAGGACUAUGUUCCACAGGAUACCGGCCCGGCUUCGUGGUCGGAGGAGCUUCGGAUAAUGCUAUCAUUCUGGCAAUUGCAAUUCUUUCUGGAACUCCAGGGCGCCGGUCACAAGGGUAGCCUUGACACCAAUUGGUCGAGACAGGACGUUGACGUGUUGUCUCAGAGCAGCGCGGAUGGCUUUUACGACGUGUCAAACUGUGUGCGGGAGCAGAUCUUGACCGCCAGCGACUUUCUCGGCGCAGUCACCUCUGGGACUAUUGCUCCGGUGGGAGCGGUUCAGGACAACGCAUAUAGUUUGCCAGCGAUACCUUGCGUCGAAGAGGCAGCAUCAAAGUGUCGCUGUACCGAAGCGUUCGAAGAAGAGCGCAUCAACUCGUACAGAAACUGGGCUCCGGGUCACGGAUCUAUCGAAUCUCAAGGACUGUGGGGGUACAGCUUUUAUUGCGCCAUGUCCUCACUCGAUGGAUGGCUAGAUGGAUACAGGCUUACGCUUUGCUACCCGUUUCAGUUCUGGCGCAAAUAUGGGUUUGCCAUAUGGGAUGACAAGCGCAUGGUUGAUCUUGGCAUGAAGCACCCGACGCAUAAGUCAUUCAUGAGAGCUUCGUUUUUUUACUCUUUUCGAUGGUGGAGCUUGUUGACGGAGGAAGAGCUGAGUCAGGAGUUUUCACUGCGAGAGCAGGGUCUCCGGUGA
Alternaria hordeiaustralica is the source of this 1074-nucleotide messenger RNA. RefSeq lists its product as uncharacterized. The transcript has a single exon. The record is from RefSeq and is a predicted model, not a curated record. The coding region runs from base 1 to 1074 and encodes 357 amino acids. NCBI's taxonomy places the organism in Eukaryota, Fungi, Ascomycota, Dothideomycetes, Pleosporales, Pleosporaceae.